AUGUCCGCAACAGGCAACCCAGGCGUCGGCCUUACGAACAAGUCCACGAAGCUCGAGAAGAAGCCCGUCAAGUUCUCCAACUUGCUGCUAGGCGCUGGGCUGAACAUGUUCGAGGUCACGACGCUGGGACAGCCGUUGGAGGUUAUGAAGACGACUAUGGCUGCUAAUAGGCAGGAUGGUAUGGCGGGUGCGGUUUCGAGGAUCUGGGGACGAGGUGGUGUUUUGGGAUUCUACCAAGGUCUCAUCCCCUGGGCCUGGAUCGAAGCCUCCACCAAAGGCGCCGUCCUCCUCUUCGUCGCCUCCGAAGCCGAAUACUACGCCAAGAACUUCGGCGCCAACAACUUCACUAGCGGAAUCCUUGGUGGUAUGACCGGCGGUCUGGCUCAGGCGUACGCGACCAUGGGAUUCUGUACGUGCAUGAAGACGGUGGAGAUGACGAAGCAUCGAGCAGCAUCUACCGGUGGGAAGGUUCCUGGCACCAUGGCUACGUUUAUGGAUAUCUACCGACGAGAGGGUAUUGCUGGUAUCAAUAAGGGUGUGAAUGCUGUGGCUGUUAGGCAGGUGACGAACUGGGGUUCGCGAUUCGGGCUGAGCAGAGUUGCCGAAAAUGGCAUCCGCAACAUGACCGGCAAAAACGACAGCAGCCAGAAACUCUCCGUCCCCGAGAAAAUCCUCGCUUCAGCUAUCGGUGGUGGUCUAUCAGCUUGGAACCAGCCCAUCGAAGUCGUGCGCGUGGAAAUGCAGAGUAAGAAAGAGGAUCCCAACCGUCCCAAGAAGAUGACUGUGGGCAAUACUUUCCGCUACAUUUACGGACAGAACGGUAUCAAGGGUCUGUACCGCGGUGUUGCGCCUCGCAUUGGUCUGGGGGUGUGGCAGACGGUGUGUAUGGUUGCGCUUGGCGAUGUGGCGAAGGAGAUGGUGGAGAAGGCUACGGGGGAGGCUGUUACUGCUAAGCAUUAG
Molecule: messenger RNA, 960 nt
Organism: Recurvomyces mirabilis
Lineage: Eukaryota; Fungi; Ascomycota; Dothideomycetes; Mycosphaerellales; Teratosphaeriaceae
Gene: YHM2
Product: Mitochondrial DNA replication protein yhm2
Exons: 3
Coding region: 1-960 (319 amino acids)
Biological process (GO): alpha-ketoglutarate transport; mitochondrial citrate transmembrane transport
Cellular component (GO): mitochondrion
Molecular function (GO): tricarboxylate secondary active transmembrane transporter activity
Source: RefSeq, a predicted model, not a curated record